Molecule: messenger RNA, 1761 nt
Organism: Thyridium curvatum
Lineage: Eukaryota; Fungi; Ascomycota; Sordariomycetes; Thyridiales; Thyridiaceae
Exons: 4
Coding region: 1-1761 (586 amino acids)
Source: RefSeq, a predicted model, not a curated record
AUGGUAUCUGCGCGUAUUUUGACGACGGCACUCGCCAUUGGCCUCCAUGCCUUGGCUGUCAUUGGUGCUCCCAACUGUCCUUUGCAAGGUCCGGUCUUCCCCAGACCAGUGAACCCGUCAACAGACCCGACACUGCAAGAUGCAUUCAGGAACUUGACGGCCACCUUCACCCAGCGCGACCAGGACAACUCCACCGGCGCCGACUCCAUGACAUACUCGGUCGAGGUGUUUUCGGUGGCAGACGACAAGCCGAUCUGGUCGUGGUAUCACACUGCGCCGACACUCCCUUCCAACACGACUGGUGUCAAGAAGGCAGACGGCGAUACUGUGUACAGACUGGGCAGUCUGACCAAGGUCUUCUCCAUCUACACUUGGCUGGCCGAAGUCGGAGAUGCGCACUUCAAUGAACCCGUGUCCAAAUAUGUGCCAGAGGUGGCGGCCUUGGCUGCGGCUGCGGACGCAAAGAAGGACCCCGUGAACAACGUCGAUUGGAACAGCGUGACCAUCGGGUCCAUCGCGGCGCAGUUGACCGGGUUGGUUCGAGACUACGCGCAGGUCGGCGAGAUCACGCAGGAGUACAACCAGAGCGUAGCCAUGGCGCUCGGCUUCCCUCCGCUGCCCAACGCCUCCAUCCCGACAUGCGGAGAAUGGCCACUCUGCAAUCGAACGCAGUUCUUCGAGGGCAUGAAGCACACCAUUCCAUCCUAUCCUCCAUCGCAGACAGCGACCUACUCCGACCUGUCAUGGCUGAUCCUAGGAUACGCCCUCGAGACCAUCACCGGCAAGAAGUUCCAGGACAUGCUCGAGAAUGACGUCCUCAAGCCCCUCGGCCUGGAGCACACGUUCCUCUUCGCGCCCAACGAGACCCUGGGCGCGAUCCCUUCCGACAAGUCUCGUGUCCAGUGGUACUACAGCCUAGGAGACACGGCACCAGCGGGCAACAUGUACUCCUCGACGCGCGACAUCUCCGCCUUUGGCCGCGCCAUCCUGCGCUCCGCCCAGCUGUCCCCGGCCCAGACCCGCCGCUGGCUCAAGCCCGCCUCGCUGACCUCGGAGCUCGUCGCGGGGGUCGGCUACCCCUGGGGCGUGCGCCGCGUGCCCCUGCCCGUCUACGCCAACGGCAAGCGCGUCGUCGACGCGUACAACAAGGCCGGGAGCAUCAGCGCCUGGCGCUCCCUCCUCGUGCUCCUGCCCGACUACGGCGUCGGCUUCGCGGCGCUGUUCGCGGGCGACAAGGUCCCCGCCAACACCAACUUCAACGUGGCCGACGCACUCGCGGCGGCGCUGCUGCCCGCCCUCGAGAAGGCGAGCCGGGAGCAGGCGGACCGGGCCUUCGCGGGAGUGUACGAGGCGCCGCAGGAGGCGGCGCUCAACUCAAGCGUGGUAGUGUCGACGCAGGCUGAUCGGCCGGGGCUGGGCAUCGACUCGUGGGUGAGCAACGGGACCGACAUGAAGGCCGUGGCGGUCGCCCUGCAGACCGGGUAUCGUGUCAGUAAUCCCAGCAUUCGUAUGUACCCUACUGAUCUGGAGACUGUCAACGAGGAUGGGAGCAAGAGAGUGGCAUUCAAAGCGGUGUUUGAGGAUCUGGACGCGCCGAGCCGGAACACAAUGAUGUCGACUGACUGUGGCACAUGGGUGAGCCAGACCGGGGCUGUGUAUGGCGAGACGCCACUGGACCAGUUCGUGUUCAACAUCGACAAGAACGGCAAAGUGACGAGCCUGGAGCCACUGGCGCUGAGGGUGCAACUCAAAAAGCAUUAG